This is a messenger RNA of Rhododendron vialii, 3314 nucleotides long. RefSeq lists its product as uncharacterized. Lineage: Eukaryota; Viridiplantae; Streptophyta; Magnoliopsida; Ericales; Ericaceae. The record is from RefSeq and is a predicted model, not a curated record. The transcript is spliced from 7 exons. Gene Ontology annotation, molecular function: ATP hydrolysis activity; 5'-3' DNA helicase activity. The coding region runs from base 175 to 3015 and encodes 946 amino acids.
UAUAAAAACAAGAUUCCAUUUCGAUCUCCCUUCCUCACCUCUCAAAUUCUGAUUCGCUCCCAGUCCGCGGCGUGUGCCCUCCUCCGCCAGAAAAAACACUUCCAAGUACUAACCAAUUAAUGCAAUCUAAACUGUGCUGAUUCGGCGCCAUCGGGAGUGGAACAACGACGAACCAUGGAAUUAGCAUCGUGCUUCUUCUUCUGCGGCGGCGGCGGCGCCUCCACCUUCGCUCCCAAGUCCCCCAGCCGCCUCAGCCUCGGUUCCAUCUCCCUCUUCGCCGCCGGCAACAACCGCUUCCGCCGCUUCAUUCUCAACAGCACAAACACCAGCACUCAAACACCCAAAACCAGAAACCCAAACAAGAACAACUACAAAACAAACCGAAGUCCUUCUCCAAAGCAACGGCCUCCUCCGCCGGAACCGAAGGUCAACGUGCGGGGUCUGUACCAGAACGGGGACCCACUGGGCAGGAGGGACUUGGGUAAGCUGGUCGUGAGGUGGUUGUCCCACGGGAUGAGAGCAAUGGCGUCGGAUUUCGCCGUGGCGGAGGUGAAGGGGGAGUUCGGGGAGGUGAGGGGGAGGAUGGGUCCGGGCCUGACUUUCGUGAUCCAGGCCCAGCCUUAUCUCACUGCUAUUCCCAUGCCUCUCGGGCUUGAAGCGGUGUGUUUGAAGGCGUGUACGCAUUACCCGACCUUGUUCGAUCAUUUCCAGAGGGAGUUGAGGGAUGUGUUACAGGAGCUGCAGAGGAAGUCUGCGGUUGAGAAUUGGCAGGAGACCCAGUCGUGGAAGCUGCUCAAAGAGCUCGCCAAUUCGGCUCAGCAUAGGGCCAUUGCAAGGAAGGUUUCACAGACAAAGACUGUGCUGCACCAUGGGUUAGGGAUGGAACUGGAGAAGGCCAAGGCUAUUCAGAGCAGGAUUGACGAUUACACAAGGCAGUUAUCAGAUCUACUUCGGAUAGAAAGGGAUGCAGAAUUGGAAUUUACUCAGGAAGAGUUGGAUGCAGUUCCUACACCCGACAAGAGUUCUGACUCGGCAAAGCCAAUCGAGUUCUUGGUUAGCCAUGGACAGGCUGAGCAAGAACUCUGUGAUACCAUCUGCAACUUGAAUGCAGUCAGCACAUUCACAGGCUUAGGUGGAAUGCAUUUGGUGUUGUUCAGGGUGGAAGGAAAUCACAGGUUACCACCCACUACCCUUUCUCCUGGAGACAUGGUUUGUGUGAGAACAUGUGAUGGCAGAGGUGCAGGAGCAAAUUCUUCUUGCAUGCAGGGGUUUGUUAACACCUUAGGAGAGGAUGGAUGUAGCAUCAGUGUGGCUCUGGAGUCUCGGCCUGGUGACCCCACCUUCUCGAAGCUCUUUGGCAAAACUGUUCGCAUUGAUCGCAUUUAUGGAUUGGCUGAUACAAUUACAUACGAGCGCAAUUGUGAAGCACUGAUGACGCUUCAGAAGAAAGGUUUGCAGAAGAAAAAUCCAUCAAUUGCUGUUGUGGCUACACUUUUUGGAGACAAAGAAGAUGUUGCAUGGCUGGAGGAGAAUCAUUUGGCAGAUUGGACCGAAGCAGAAUUGGAUGGAUUACUAGAUUCUGAAAAUUAUGAUGACUCACAGUCUAGAGCAGUUGCCUUAGGUGUGAACAAGAAGCGGCCCGUAUUGGUAAUACAAGGGCCUCCUGGUACCGGAAAGUCAGUUUUGCUUAAAAAACUGAUCCUACUUGCUGUUAGACAAGGGGAGAGGGUGCUUGUAACUGCUCCCACAAAUGCAGCUGUCGACAAUUUAGUUGAAAAACUAUCUAAUAGUGGGGUAGACAUUGUCCGUGUGGGAAAUCCAGCACGAAUAUCUCCUACGGUGGCCUCGAAGUCCUUAAUUGAGAUUGUGAAUGCUAAGCUUGCAGAUUUUCUAACAGAGUUUGAGAGGAAGAAAUCGGAUCUAAGAAAGGACUUGAGACUUUGCUUGAAAGAUGAUUCUUUAGCUGCUGGAAUACGCCAGCUUCUCAAGCAACUUGGAAAGACAUUGAAGAAGAAAGAGAAGGAGACUGUGAAGGAAAUAUUAUCAAGUGCUCAAGUGGUGCUUGCCACUAACACUGGAGCGGCAGACCCGCUGAUCCGCCGGCUGGAUUCCUUUGACCUAGUUGUUGUUGAUGAAGCGGGUCAAGCAAUUGAACCUUCUAGCUGGAUCCCAAUACUGCAGGGGAAGAGGUGCAUUCUUGCAGGUGAUGAAUGCCAACUUGCUCCUGUGAUUCUAUCUAGAAAAGCUUUAGAAGGGGGUCUAGGAAUCUCUCUACUGGAGAGAGCAGCAAAUUUGCAUGAAGGGGUACUUGCUACUAAGUUAACAACACAGUAUAGGAUGAAUGAUGCGAUAGCCAGCUGGGCAUCAAAGGAGAUGUACAAUGGACUACUUAAAUCCUCUUCGAGUGUUGCUUCUCAUCUCCUUGUAGAUUCUCCAUUUGUGAAGCCAACAUGGAUAACACAAUGCCCGUUGCUAUUGCUUGAUACACGAAUGCCAUAUGGAAGUUUGUUGGUUGGUUGUGGGGAGCAUUUGGACCCAGCAGGCACAGGCUCCUUUUACAAUGAAGGGGAAGCAGAUAUCGCUGUGCAACAUGUCUUCUCUUUGAUUUAUGCUGGUGUUAGACCUACAGCUAUUGCAGUGCAGUCUCCUUAUGUUGCUCAAGUGCAGCUGUUAAGGGACAGGCUCGAUGAGCUUCCUGAGGCUGCAGGUGUUGAGGUUUCCACCGUUGACAGCUUUCAAGGCCGGGAAGCUGAUGCAGUUGUUAUCUCAAUGGUUCGGUCAAACACUCUAAGUGCAGUUGGGUUCCUAGGGGAUAGUAGGCGAAUGAAUGUUGCCAUAACACGAGCACGCAAACACGUAGCCGUAGUAUGCGACAGCUCAACGAUAUGCCAUAACACGUUCCUCGCAAGGCUGUUGCGUCAUAUCAGAUACUUUGGGAGAGUGAAGCAUGCCGAGCCUGGUACUUCUGAUGGAUCCGGCCUUGGCAUGAACCCCAUGUUGCCUUCCAUCAGUUAACAUUACCUAAAUCCGAUACGGUAAGUUAUUCUUUCGGUGAAUUCGAACCGGUGAUUUUAGGGGAGAAGGAAUUUGAUUGAUGAUUGUCAUCCCUCAGCGUUUGCCUCCUUGUUUGUUGUUGUAAAGCAUUUGUUUCGAUUUGUAAGUGAUUGCACACAGAACUAGAAGUUAAACGCUGUACAUAAUUGGUAUACGUACAAUUUUUUCUUGUAUAAUUGAAGGAGUACAUUCUGAAUUGAGAAACUAAAGAUGGUACAGAACUUGAUUGUAUUUGCCAAAUAAAUUUAUUAUCUGGUGCG